CGUCGAGGUGCUGAAGAUCCGCGACGACUGGUUCCGCGGCUGGACGGAGUAUUUCCCGCCUGGGACGGAUUUCAUCUAUACCCUCAACCUGCGCAAUACGUCCCAUGCGUGGGUGAACGCAAUGCAGGAGGCUUCUGCCGCGAUGGAGGCGCUGGGCGAGUCGCUUGCGUUGUUUGAGUUGGGGAAUGAGAUCGACCAUUAUAUUAGUAAAGGGUGGAGGGAUGAUAGUUGGGGAACGAGCGAGUAUACGCGCCAGUGGAAGCGUCUGACGGGGCAGAUCCUCGCGUCGGAUUUCUACAAGCAAGCGAGUCAUCAGCCGCUGUUCCAGGCCGCGGUGUUUGCGGACCCCCCGUGGGUGCCGGACCAACACGACGAGAUCGACGACUUUGACAUUAUAAACGCCACGAAGGCGGGCCUCGUCGAUCCUGAGAUCAUCAGCGGGUAUGCCGUGCAUCUGUAUCCCCAGUCUACCUGCGACGAAGUCCGUCGGGCAAGACUGUCACUGGACCUCCUGUCGAACCACCAGGUAGUCUGGACGAACGUGUCGCAAUUCAUUCCCCAGCAGGAGGCGGCUGAAAAGGCCCAUGCUCCGCUCAUCCUGGGGGAGACAAAUUCCGCCUCGUGCAGCGGACAAAGCGGCAUCAGCGACACCUUUGGCGCGGCGCUCUGGACGACGGAUUAUGUCUUGACUGCGGCGAGCAUCGGUAUCGAGCAGGUGUAUUUCCACCUGGGCCACCAGAGCGAAUACUCGGCGUUUACUCCGCUGGCGUAUGGGUAUGAGGGUGAGAGCUUGACGGCCGGUGUUCGGGCAAACGUUUACUCGCAUCUUUUCCUGGCGCACGUCCUGGCCACCAAAGACAACAAACCCCAACAGAUCAGCGCGCUGCCCUCGGCCAACUCCUCCAACUUCAGCGGAUACGCUAUUUUUGAAGAAGGCAAGCACAAGCACAAGAACCCCAAGCUCGAGAAGCUGGUAUUCGUAGACAUGGGCGUGUGGAAUGCGAGCGUCGGUCUCUCUAAUCCGUCCACCUUGUCCGCCACCGACAGCACGUCUGUGUCUCCAGGACAGCGUCCGAGCAGAGACGUCCGCGUUCAAACGUCGUGGCCACCAGGAGCCGAGUUGCGUUUUAUCAGACUCCAAGGCCCGGGGACGAAUGCAAAGAGCGAGGUCGAUGUGUCGGGGGUGAGUCUGGAUCCGGAAUCUGGGGAGCCGGUGGGCGAGCUACACGCGGAGAAAGGGGUUGUUCGACAUGGAGGGAUUGUGGAUGUGUCGUUGCGUCAGGCAGAAGCUGUUCUGAUUCAGCUUGCAUAGCGGCAAGCUGGUAUAUUGUGGAUAUGGUAUUUGGUUUGAUGGCUGCCGAGAGAGGCUUUGCU
Aspergillus candidus is the source of this 1374-nucleotide messenger RNA. Its product is annotated as glycosyl hydrolase family 79 C-terminal domain-containing protein. The coding region runs from base 122 to 1312 and encodes 396 amino acids. The record is from RefSeq and is a predicted model, not a curated record. The transcript has a single exon. Lineage: Eukaryota; Fungi; Ascomycota; Eurotiomycetes; Eurotiales; Aspergillaceae.